AUGUCAUGAAAAAGUAUUGUAAGUUUAGAAACCAGUGUAUACUUCACUGCUCUCCAAAGGCAUCUUGAAAAAGGUCUAAGACUUGUUGAAAUAGCAUCCAUCAACAUCUUAAAUUAUGCUUGAAAUUCUUUUUCUAAGAUUAAGAUUUCUAAGAUUACUGGAUUCUGUGUCGUCAAUGAGACUUGCAUGUGUGCAUAAUCACAAGUGAUCAUUCAAGACCCCCACUCUUAAGACUUGCUGGUACCACUCGGUGCUGAGGACCUGUCCCUGAAAAAAAACCCAAGUAUAAUUACAGUUGACAAAUCAGAAAUCAUGGUUAUUCAAAGCUCUUGCAAAAGUGUAAAGAAAAUGUCAAAUUCAAGUUCUCUUUCUUCAAGUGGAUGAAGCGUCAGGUGCCAGAGGUGAGCCAAGCACACUGACAUCUGUUACAAAUCUGAAGCUGUAAAAUGUCUGAAGCAGUGGGCUCAGAGUGGUUCUGAUACCCACAUGUAUUUCUGAGCUAUGUUCAGCAACACUUAAUUUUUGUUACUUGUACAUACUUUAGUGGCAUUUAGAAAAGGGGACUGUGAUGUGGUUAGAAAUGUAUCAUGUAUUAUAUGGAUCUACAAGAAUCGUUUGCAUCUCUUGCUGGAACAUUUAUUAUUGACCCAGAGUUAACUUCCUGGCAGAGAUACACAGUUACUUUGCUAUAAAAUGUCUAAGGACUUUAAAGUAUCUUACCAAAUGCUUAAUCGUAAAACUAUGCUUUCCACAGCACUUUUGAACUAAAAUGUGCCAGUAUAAUCUCAUGUCCACCAGCAUCCACUUAGUUUCAUAUCUGUACAAUUCUCAUUCUUGACAGUGUUGGAAACUCACCCCAAGUUUUUCUGGGGAAUAAAAUGUUAAACAUUUUUGCUAGCAAAAUUAAAUAAGACACAUGGGAAUGUUCCCCACACUUCAAAUUACAGUAGUUUUUUGGGGGGUUAUUUAAAUAUUCAUCAGAAUAAUGUGUAUAAAGCAAUCCAACCUUCUGGGACAGGUGUCUGAUGUUGUCCGAUGUCCCAGUUCUAUGAAUGUCAAUCCUGUGUCUUUUGUACUUUAAGAUUGUUUUUCUCCUUCCCUAAUGCACUUGUUUGCAGUCAUCAAGUAUCAAGGCCUUCCUGAACUGAAUUAAACUAGUGCAGGGAAAAUACAACCAUGUCAGAGUUACAACGAAUGCGAAGCACUGCUCCAGCUCAGUAGAUGGCAGUAAAGUUUAGUAAGUUGGUGUGGUAACGAGUAGAAACAAAAAAGAGUUUAGGUGGUGGUUUCUGGCUACCCGAUCUCUCUCCAUAUCGAGAGCUAGCUAAAGUUUCCAGACAUACAUAAGCAAUGAAUAUGGGUUCCGUUCUCCCGCUGUCUUCAUUGCGCCUGCUGGUACCGCCACUCCGUCUGAUGUCUGCCUUCAUGUGGCAAGCUGUCCAGCAACAAAAAGUGGAGCAUUUUAAAAAACUUGAAGAGUACGUUCAACUCAUAACAAAGAUGGUUCCAGAGAUUCUGACCAACAGGCAAAAGACUACACUAAUUAUGGGUCUGAGAGCAAAGAUGAUACUUGAAAUGUGCAAACAUGAAGUGUCAACCGACUUAAAGGCAUGUGUGCACACACCUGAGUCCUCCAAUGGGACUACUGGUUCAGAGAUGGAGGCUUUACAGGGCAAAUUGCUGAAGCUUGUUUUAAGCCUCCUUGAGGACCCAGUCAAAAAGAGGCACUUCUUUCAGGAGGUAUUCCCAAUUGAGUAUGGUCCUGACUUUGACAAAGCACUGCAAGUCUUGGUUGGCCAUUUCCUUUCCAGACUGGAACAGCUGUUGCCAGUUCCAAACUUCAAACAGGUUUCUAUAUGGCUACAUACCGAAUCAACUGAUUGGGAAGAUAUGUUCCAGUAUAAUUGGGAUCACAACUGCUUGAUGCCCUUGUUCCAAAGUGACUAUCAAGGAACCUUGGAGAGAAGUGGCCUCCCAUCCAUAGAGGAGGACAGAAUAAUCUCUUCCUUGUCUCUUGCUCCUUUGAGUGCUCAAAUCUUCCUCAGUGAGAGUAAGGCUGAUGAACCUUCCCUUUGUGUUGGGAGAUCAUGCCUGAGAAACCAAGAUGUAAGCCAGGAGAGUGAGAGAGCUGCUCAACCCCUCCAUAGCUUUACUUUGAACCAGGCAGAGGUCUGCAGUAAGACUGCGGACGUUGAAGAAUAUGACUCGCCAAAAUGCAGCACAGAUGAAGAAUUAAAUGGGAAUUUAAAUGAGAAAGGCUUUAAAGAAAGUAAUUUCUGUGAAACCAAAGUGGAGAUAAUACAGGCCUCUCAAAGUGAGGGUGAAACAUUAACAGAUAGGCUUGAAGAAAGACUUGAUCCAAGCACAGUGAUGAUCUUGAAUUCAGAUACAAAGAACAUUAAUGAAAGAGGUGAUAAAACGGCCGAUGAAGUGACCAGUGCACAUGUGGCUAGCACUGGGCAACUGCUUAAAGUCGUGGUACCGAGGGAAUGCCUACCAAUAGUUAAACAGAUCUGCCUCCCUUCAGUCUUGCUCACACGCUGCACAAGCAAUAAACCUAUACCACUUAGAACUGUUCCUGAUGAUUUAAGCUCAAACUCCAUGAUCAAUUCAAGCAUUUCAGGAAAUGGUUGUAAACAUAUAGCACUAAGUGCACUAGAGAGGAGGCUACACGAAUGUUCUCAGUGUGGGAUGUCUUUUAGCUAUCCAGGAGAGCUGAGGGCACACAAGGAAAAACACACUGUCAGGGGCCCUUACAAAUGCCUGGCCUGUAAAAUGAACUUUAAAACACAUUUCCAGGCUUCUAUGCACCAACGUCAGUGGCACAGCGAGAUAAAUUACUCUUGCCCAAGCUGUGACAAGAGUUUUAAUUCUAUGAGAGCAUGGACAAGACAUCGCAGAGAACACCAAGAGAAAACGGUUUAUCGGUGUACUGACUGCGGGAAGGAAUGUACAAGCCUGACAUCUCUAGUGAUCCAUUCUAAGCUCCAUAACCACUUGAUGUCUGGGAGUCUGCCCAGUCAAAUGUACAGAUGUACUGUCUGUGCCACCACAUUCUCGGAGAUUACAAAUUUCACCAGCCACAUGAAAACUCACCAGGGCAGUAGCCAGGAAGCCUGCACCGAUCUGGCCCAGGGUGCACCUCCUGCCAAGCGUCCAUCGGGGGAGUGCCGCUUCUGCGGCCAGAUGUUUUCAGAAAUUGAGCUGCGCAGCCACCUGAAGACCCAUCCAGAGUUCCGGCCUCACCAGUGUGACCAUUGCGGGAAGUGCUUGGCCAGUCUGCAUGGCCUGUUGGCCCACAUUUCCAAUCACACGGGCGACAAGCCCCAUGUUUGCGUGAGCUGUGGCAAGAGGUUCUUCAGCCAGUCGCAGCUUAAGUCGCAUUCGAAGGAGCGGCGGUUCUGCUGUUCCUACUGCGGCAAGUGCUUCCUUUCCGCCGGCAACCUCAACAUCCAUGUGCGGAUGCACACUGGAGAGAAGCCGUAUGUGUGCACUGAGUGCGGGAAGGCUUUCAAGUCCGCCGGCUGCCUGCAGGUUCACCGCCGCUGCCAUACUGGAGAAAAGCCGUAUCAAUGCACGGUGUGUGGGAGAGGCUUCACCGUGUCGAGUCACCGCACAGUUCACAUGAGGGCGCACACUGGCCUUCGGCCCUUUGCCUGUAAUAUCUGUGGGAAGACGUUUGUGAGGAGAAGUUGCUGGAAUGAACACUUGUACAGGCACUCUGGCAUAAGACCGUUUACAUGCUCCGUCUGUUCGAGGAGCUUUAUUCGCCGCACCCAGUUGAAAAGACACAUGCAGAGCCACAGUGGUGACCAAAGUGAUGGAGUUAUUUAGCACCCAAAAAAGACCAAUGAAAGUGAAUAUUAUACUGUAAACAAUUGUCUUACUGAGAGUUUCUUUGUACUGGUAGUCCUUGACUUGAAGUUUAACUCAACAUAUUCAUGUAGCUGUUGCAGUUGUUGCCUGUUAUCAUUUGUUGUACAAUUUGCCAUGACGUCAAAACGUCAUAAACAUUGACUGACUUCAUUCAGUUCUGCCUGUUUAUUAGAAUGGUUGCAUCAGGUUGGCUGUACCGUAGCAUGGACCUUUAGAUCUCACAGUUAUUUAGAAUAGUCUGUUUUAUAUUUAUCUCUGAUGUGCUUGUUUUUAAGUCACCAAGAUGAAUGCUUCAGAACUAAGAUGCUCUCCUGUUAGGCCUUACUGAGACACUGUUUAUUUAAACUACCUUGUCUGAAGUUAUAUUCACUGAUGAAAGUAUUUUUGGUAUGUCAUACUAACAAAAUUGGAUUUGUAAAUGUAUAUUGAAAACGUAACUUAAAGACGUAGGAAUAGAAGGAACCAGUUGUUUUCUUUUAAAAUGGGUCUGGCCUAAUUUCUUAUUCUGGCUUUUCAUUAAUGAGAGUGCAAAUCAGUCGCCCCAGGGAACACCUACGCGUCAGCAAAAAAUAACAAAAUACAAUUUUGUGGUUCAUAUGUUCAGUUAAUGCCUUUCUGGGAUGAUACAAGUGAAAACUACCGCAGGGUGUUUAGAAACAGACCAAAAAACCCCAUGAAGAUUAAAGCUGAAAUAAUUCGU
Messenger RNA from Electrophorus electricus (electric eel), 4576 nucleotides. The record is from RefSeq and is a predicted model, not a curated record. Lineage: Eukaryota; Metazoa; Chordata; Actinopteri; Gymnotiformes; Gymnotidae.